AUGAGUGCCAUAGCCAGCCUCGUGUCGCCGUUGCCGUCGCCGUCGCCGCCGGUGAAGUGCGGCCAGUUGAGGAUGAUCUCCACGGUGCCCCAGUUCGCCAAGUGGGCGCAGACGCCCGCCAGCACUGAGCAACUGCGGCGGUUCCGUCAGGCCGUGGCGGCUGGGGAAGCUGGCCACCGCUCCGGCUUUUUCCAUAGGUACCUCAAACCACAGGCCGUCGCAAUAGCUGGGUUGUCGACCAUUCUUGGUCUUGGACUUUGGUGUAUGAGCAACAACCUCCGCCCGUCCGAGGUUGACUGGGUCAAAACUGGCGUUGUUUCUCCACUUGUCAGGACACAAAACAACUGUCAAUGCUGUUGGGCCAUGGCUGUUGUAGCCUCGGUCGAAGCCGCACACUAUCAAAACACCUCGCAGUUAAUCUCAUUGUCGGUUCAAGAACUCAUCGACUGUGACACAGAGAGCAAUGGGUGUGAGGGCGGUCACAAAGAGAACGCCUUCGGGUAUAUACAAGACAACGGACUCUUGACCAAAUCCUCCUACCCGUACAUGGCUCGGAGGAGUAAAUCGGGUUGCUACCGGUACAAAACACAAGAAGCGGCGGCAAGGAUAUCAGGGUUUCGAUUUGUCGACCCAACCGAGGAUUCCCUAGAGAAAGCUGUAGCAAAGCAGCCCGUAGUUGUCACUUUGCAAGGCUCCGAUGAAUUGGAAAACUAUAGUGGAGGCAUAAUGGAUUUCAAAGUUGUCGAAGCAGGGACAGGGUGGACGCAUGCCGUCCUCAUUGUUGGUUAUGGCACAGAUUCAGCCGGCGUCAAGUAUUGGCGCUUCAAGAACUCGUGGGGGCCAGGCUGGGGUGAGGGAGGUUUUGGGAGGAUCCGCAGGCACGUUGACGAUGAGCGAGGCGCACUGGGUAUUUUCAUGAAACCGGGAGUACAUCCGGUGCUUGAGGACUGA
Messenger RNA from Triticum dicoccoides, 951 nucleotides. RefSeq names its product ervatamin-B-like. Gene Ontology annotation, biological process: proteolysis. Lineage: Eukaryota; Viridiplantae; Streptophyta; Magnoliopsida; Poales; Poaceae. The record is from RefSeq and is a predicted model, not a curated record. Bases 1 to 951 code for a protein of 316 amino acids. Gene Ontology annotation, molecular function: cysteine-type peptidase activity. The transcript is spliced from 3 exons.